AUGUCGUCCAUUGACGAGAUAUUUCCGGCGCCGGAGUUCAAUGAAAGCAUGCCGUGGGGUGGAAACACACGUGAAGGUUUCGAUGUCAACGCGCAAUAUCGAGGAUACGAGCAUGACUCUGUCUUCAUUGCCCUUUGCACCUUUCUAGUUUGGAUCAUGGUGCCUGGUCUUGCCAUGUUUUACGCCGGCCUAUCCCGCCGCAAGAGUGCCUUGACUAUGUUGUUCCAGGCAUUCAUUGUAUUCGGCGUCAUAACUCUACAAUGGAUGCUCUGGGGAUAUUCGCUCGCAUAUGCACCAGAUGCCAGCCCGUUCAUUGGCACCGAGUACUACAUGGGCAUGAGAUUUGUCCAAGCGGCCCCGACGGGCACUAUGCCUGAUAUCCUCUUCUGCCUCUACCAGCUCAUGUUCUGCGCUGUCACUACAACGAUCCUGACAGGUGCAAUGUUCGAGCGUGGAAACAUCAUUGCUUCGACGAUCUUCGCGUUUGCUUGGGCCACCAUUGUGUAUGCGCCCAUUGCAUGCUGGACAUGGAACGCGAAUGGAUGGCUGCUCAAUUUGGGAUCGCUCGACUACGCAGGAGGUGGUCCAGUUCACAUUGCUUCUGGGUGCUCUGCUCUGGCUUAUGCGCUCGUCCUUGGCAAGCGCAAGUCUUCCAUUGAGACCGGAACCUUUCGUACUAAGCCUCACAAUCAAACACUUGUCGCAUUGGGCACGUUCUUCAUCUGGUUCGGAUGGUUUGGCUUCAAUGCUGGCUCUGCACUCAACGCUACCGUUCGAUCUUACUAUGCCGCUUUCAACACACAAGCAGCAGCAUCGGCUGGUAUCCUUGGCUGGGUGACUGUCGACAUGAUCCGCAACAAGGGACGCUUCUCUUUCUCCGGCGCUUGCGAAGGUGCUAUCGCUGGCCUUGUCGGUAUUACCCCAGCCGCUGGUUAUGUUCAGGUCUGGCCGGCGGCCUUGAUUGGGUACCUGACCGCAGUCGUCUGCUCUUCCCUGCAGAACAUCAACGAGUGGAUCCACAUUGACGAAGGAAUGGAUGUAUUCAAGCUUCACGGCAUUGGCGGCAUGGUCGGCUCUUUCCUCACGGGUAUAUUUGCUGAUAUUGCGAUCGGUGACCUGUCCGCUGGUACUGGAGCCUCUGGAGCUUGGAAUGGCAACGGAAUACAGGUCGCUAUUCAACUAGCUGAUAUCUCGUCAUGCGCAGCCUACAGCUUCGUCAUCACCCUUCUUUUGGUCUUGCCGUUCAAGUACGCCCCGAAGUUCUUGAGCCUCCGCUUGACUGAGGAACAAGAAGCUCUGGGAGCCGAUGGUUAUCACUUCCACGACGAGACCAUCGGAGAAUGGAUGGAUGGAACCGAGACCCCCCGAUCGGUCACGGGCUACCCACCAUCUGGAGCAGCCACCCCUGCGCCUGCUGGCACCCGAAGAUCUAGCUCGGAGGCGGAGAAGAAGGUCGCUGUCUGAGGAAGUGUAUU
Cercospora beticola is the source of this 1475-nucleotide messenger RNA. RefSeq names its product ammonium transporter. The record is from RefSeq and is a predicted model, not a curated record. Gene Ontology annotation, cellular component: plasma membrane. Gene Ontology annotation, molecular function: ammonium channel activity. Gene Ontology annotation, biological process: ammonium transmembrane transport. Lineage: Eukaryota; Fungi; Ascomycota; Dothideomycetes; Mycosphaerellales; Mycosphaerellaceae.